Molecule: messenger RNA, 723 nt
Organism: Aspergillus clavatus NRRL 1
Lineage: Eukaryota; Fungi; Ascomycota; Eurotiomycetes; Eurotiales; Aspergillaceae
Product: PEX11 domain protein
Exons: 3
Coding region: 1-723 (240 amino acids)
Biological process (GO): regulation of peroxisome size; peroxisome fission
Cellular component (GO): peroxisomal membrane
Source: RefSeq, a predicted model, not a curated record
AUGGCCGUAACCAAAGCUCCAUCAUCGCCCCCACAGGCCCCAAGUCCAAGUGCCCUGAGGCAAUUCUCCAACUUCACUCACACCCAAGCCGGGCUCGAAAAAACCCUACGGCUCAUCCAGUCGCUCGCGCAAGUCGUCAUCGAAACCAGCAUCGGCAAUGCAACUGUGAAGAGCUGGUCGAUCGCCAAGUCGCAGCUGGCGCUGACGCGGCGUUUCUUCCGCUUCUUCGCCUUCGUCGAUUGCUUCGAGCGUGUCUUUGCCCUCCUUGGCGGAGCAGGCGACGAGGGGAUUCCGCUUCGGCUCAUCGAGCUGGGUCGGUGGAGUUGCCUGGGGUUGUAUUAUGUCUUGGAGGAUUGUACCCUUCUACAUGCCAUGAACGUCUGGCGCGUCUCCUGGGGCGACUCGCUCUUGGUGGAAGCCUACAAGUUCUGGUUCUACGGGCUUGCGCUGUCGAUUCUGGGGGCUUGCUGGGGUUUGCUCUUCCCUGGGAAGGUGAAGCAGAGUGCGAAGGGUGCUUGGGGGAAGGGGAAGGGGAAGAAGGUAUCUUCUUCGGCUGGGUCUAGUGUGUUGGUGAGGAGGGUUGUUGUUGAUGGGUGUGAUUUGUUGAUUCCGGGGGCGUCUUUGGGCUGGAUGGCGGUGAGUGAUCUUGUAGUUGGGAUGGCGAUGGUGGUUAGUACGUUGGUUGCUGGCAGGGAUGUGUGGAUGAAAGCGCAGUUGGGCUGA